Messenger RNA from Salvia miltiorrhiza (redroot sage), 4482 nucleotides. RefSeq lists its product as uncharacterized. Lineage: Eukaryota; Viridiplantae; Streptophyta; Magnoliopsida; Lamiales; Lamiaceae. Gene Ontology annotation, molecular function: RNA-DNA hybrid ribonuclease activity; nucleic acid binding. The transcript has 3 exons. The record is from RefSeq and is a predicted model, not a curated record. Bases 1 to 4482 code for a protein of 1493 amino acids.
AUGACGGACGAGUCCAAGCGUUUGCUCAAAGAGCAUUGUAGUUCGUUUUCUCCUGUUAUCUUGGGUAUUAUUGAACCUAAGAAAGCUCUUCGUAAAAUUCGCCAAAACUUCUGGACUUCGGUGAAUUUAGUCCCGGUGCACCAGAACUGUAGAGAUCCUAGUUGCCCGAACAUUUGGAUCCUUGCUCAGCCUUCUGUUGUUACCACUGUCAUCUUUUCUUCGUCUCAGGCGGUUAUCGUUGAUUGUAUCUGGCAGAAUCUUUGCUUUCGUGUUGCCAUUAUUCAUGGGGCUAAUGAACAAACUCUUAGACGUGAUCUUUGGAGAGAUUUGCUUCACUUUACUUCUGGUAACACCGUUUUUAUUGGGGAUUUUAAUGCCGUGAAAGGUGCCAAUGAAAGAAUCAGCACUGCUUCUCCGGCCAGAAGCUCGUGUAUGGAGUUUUGUUCCUUUAUUGAUGAUACUUGCUUUAUCGAGUCCCCUACUGACGGGUUGCGUUUUACUUGGUCGGGUCGUCGAUUUCUUCCUCGUCAUGUGGAAUCCAUUCUUGACAGAGCUCUGUUCUCUCAAAGCUUUGCUGAUCUUUGGGACUCGGUCACCACUUCGAUCCUUCCCCGGGUUACUUCUGACCACUCUCCUCUCGUUUUAAGAUGCAAUCGUUUUUGCUAUUCUGGCAAACGUCAGUUCCGUUUCUUGAACAUGUGGGUUCUGCAUCCUACGUUCCAGGAGACGGUCCGUACUUCGUGGCAGAAUGCCGUUAGCACUAGCUGCCCGAUUCUUCUUGUGAUGCUGAAGCUGAAGCGGCUUCGCUCUGUUAUUAAGAACUGGAAUAAGGAGAUCUUUGGAAACGUUGAUCUGAGGAUUGCGGAGUUUCAGCGACAGUUAGCUAUAACUCAGGGAAAGAUCUCGGAUACUGGCUAUACCGAUACUUUAUUUGAUGAGGAGGUAAGUUUACAGGCUGAGCUGAAUAUUGCGCUUACGCAGAAAAAUAAUCUCUUACAGCAGAAGAGCAGGGCUACCUGGUUACAUGAUGGGGACAGAAACACUUCUUUUUUCCACAGAUUGACGAAGUUUAAAAAACGGAGAACGUCGAUCACUCGGCUUCGUGUUAAUGGUGUGGACACUUAUGAUCAACACACCAUUGAACAGCAUGUUGUCGAGCAUUUUUCUGCUCUGUUUUCUGAUGAUGGCAGCCCGCACGCUGACCCUAUGGAGGUGGAGGCGCUCAUUGAGCAUUCUGUUUCUGAGGAGCAGAAUCAUACUUUGGUCUGUAUUCCUGAUGAAAGUGAGAUUGCGGCGGCGGUUUUUGGUAUGGAUUCCAACAGUGCUCCUGGCCCGGAUGGCUUUUCGGGAAAGUUCUUUCAUAGUUGUUGGGAGACUCUUAAGACGGAUGUGGUUAAGGCGGUCCAGACUUUCUUCUCUAGAUCCUAUCUUCCCACUGGUUGCAAUUCGAGCACUAUGAUUCUUAUUCCUAAAAAGGAAGCUGUUGCUUCUGUGGCUGACCUUCGUCCCAUUGUGCUCUCGAAUUUCUUAUUCAAAAUCAUUUCGAAGAUUCUGGCUUCGAGGCUUAGUGUGGUGGCUGCCACUCAUGUUUCUGCUAACCAAUUUGGCUUUAUUAGCGGGCGGAAUAUUCAUGACUGCGUUAUGCUCAGCUCUGAGGGGUUCAACUGUAUGCAAAGGACAAAUCGGGGAUACAAUAUGGCCUGCAAAAUUGAUAUCAAAAAAGCCUUUGACACUAUUCGUUGGGAGUUCAUUGUGCAAGUUCUGAGGGCGAACGGAUAUCAUGAGACUUUCAUCAGGUGGAUUUCUAUCAUCUUUCAAUCUGCCAGGCUUUCGAUUUUGUUCAAUGGCAAGAUCAGUGGUUAUUUUGCUUGCUCUCGUGGCGUCAGGCAAGGGGAUCCUCUUUCGCCUAUUCUUUUUGGAAUUGCUGAAGAUGUUUUAAGCCGUCUCAUAAGCAGCUGUGUGGACUCUAGACAUCUCGUUCCUAUGGGAUUCAGUAGGAAUGCCCACUUCCCUACGCACCUGUUUUAUGCGGAUGAUAUCAUUCUUUUCUGCACUGCCACUGUUCGGAAUGCACGUAAGAUUCAGGAUAUUUUGACCUAUUAUGGCUCCAUCUCUGGGCAGAUUUGCAGCCAGGAAAAGUCGAACAUUUAUUUUGGCUCCAAAGUUCCCACUGAGAGAAGACGGGCUAUUCAGCGUGCCAUGGGAUUUGCUAUUGGGAAUCUGCCGGUGAUCUAUUUGGGCGUUCCUAUUUUCAUAGGACGUCCCCGUGCCUCUUAUUUUAUGCCCAUCUUCGAUCGUAUUGUGCAGAAAUUUGCCAGGUGGAAAGGUCUUCAGCUCUCCAUUGCUGGUCGUCUUUGUCUUGUUCGCUCGGUGAUCCAGAGUUCGAUUGUGCAUUCAAUGAUGGUUUAUCGGUGGCCUAAAUCUCUGCUGCAUUCCUUGGAUAAGAAGUGCAGGAACUUCGUCUGGACCGGGAACAUUGAUGAGCGACCUAAAUGCUCGGUUAGUUGGGGGCGUGUGUGUGCGCCUAAGGAAGAGGGAGGACUUGGAAUUAAAUCGUUUACCUUAAUGAAUCAAUCCUUCUUGAUGAAGUUGGCUUGGAAGAUGAUUAAAGGUGUUGAUUGGGCUCACAAGAUCAUGAGGUCUCGUUAUCUUACUCCGUUCGGUUAUGCCAAAGAACAAAUUGCUAAUUCUUCUAUUUGGCUUGGUGUCAAGCACGAGAUAAAUAAUUUGGUGGAGGACUCUUACAUUUAUGUUAACCGUGGAGAUAGCACGUAUUUUUGGCGGGAUGACUGGCUCGGCUACAAACUUGUGGACAAGCUUUCUAUUCCUCAUUUUAUGCAUGAUUAUCUCCAGUUUUCGGUGCAGGAUUAUUACUAUGAUGGUCUCUGGCACUUUUCUGCUUCUUUUGUCAACAAGUUCCCUGAUAUUGUGGCGGACAUCUUGCUUGUCCCUAUGGGAGAGGAACAAGACGCACGGUUCUGGAAACACUCGCUUAAGGGAGAGGUCUCGGCGGCUCUUGCUUUUUCUAGCAAAUGUCACCGUUUUCCCAAAGUGAAAUGGGGAAAGUGGAUUUGGGAGGGCUACAUUCCGGUCCGCCGUUCUAUAUUAUGCUGGCGUGUUCUUCAUGAGAGACUCCCCACCAUGGACAUUCUUAUUCGGCAAGGUUUGACAGCUCCUAAUGGCUGUCCUAUUUGCUACUUGGAGGCGGAAUCCAUUUCGCAUAUCAUGUGGAGUUGCUCCAAAGUCAGGCCUUUGUGGAUUGCUUUGCUCUCUUGGUUCGGCAAAGAAGAUUUUCUGAAUUCGUUGGAUAUUCAUUCUUUUUUGGUUAUUGCUUGGAAUACUCACUUUAGUGCGCAGGUUCUUGCGAUCUGGAAAGCUGCCAUUCUCACUCUCAUGUGGAAGAUUUGGGAUGCCAGAAAUGCGACGAUUUUCGAAGACCUCCAGUUUAGCAACCAAUCUAUUCUUGCUUUUGUUAAAGCUUUCUUGAAAGAAUUAGAUGUCAAUUUCCAAAAGCUUGGUACGAUGGAUAAUACUUGGAGUGAUUACUUAAUCACUAGAGAGCUUGGGGUCAGAGGUCGGGUCGCACCUCCUCCUCGUAUGAUUGAGGUUCAUUGGUGGCCUCCUGUGGAUCAUUGGAUUAAAGUAAAUACUGAUGGCUCGGCUGAUGGGGCGCCUGGUAACAUUGCCGCGGGUGGGGUUUUUCGUGACAAUUGGGCUAGUGUUCGUGGUUGUUUUCAUAUUAAGGGAGGGACUGGCUAUGCUUUUGAAGCGGAGCUUCUAGCGGUCAUUACCGCUAUCAACAUUGCUCAUGAUCGUGGUUGGCAUUACUUGUGGAUUGAAGCGGAUUCGAUGGAGGGUAAUCAACCUGCGGAUGUUAUGGCAAAUGGCAAUAGGCAGGAGGGAUGGUGGCCGUUUGCCAUUGAUGAGAUCAAGCUUGCGGUUGCGCGCGAUAUGUCGUCUCAAAGUCAUGGAGCAGCUUUGGUCGUUGAUGUGCUCUCUCGCUGGUUUUUACCUAUGACCUAUGUCUCUGUUUGGAAUAGCUUGUGUGAGGAUUCUGUGCUUGAUAGGGACUUCGCGGCUUUGGUGAACAGGUGGCUUGGGAAUGACGGCGGUAACGCCGAGAGUUGGGUUCAGGCGAAGUAUGGGGUUUGGGGCUGUUCUGAUGUGAGCUGGAGUUGGGGUUGGAGUGGCAGUGGAGCUCUUCCGUGUCCGGGUGAGCUCGGCUCGGGGGUGAAACUGGUCGGACUCUUUUGGAUCUCGACUUCCUCUCUUGGAGUCGGGUUUUGGUGGGAUUCAGCGGAGGCCGUCAUUGACGAGCUGAAUCUCGGAAGUUUUAUCUCCUCCUUUGUUUUGCUUACACGAUACACCGGGUUUACGUCACUCGUCUUUGGUGCGCGCUGUUUGGUUUCCGUGUUUGAUUUGUGUCUUUUGUCUGUUGUUUCUUUGUGUUGGGAAGCCGAGCAACUUAGGGGUGAUGGUUAG